UUUUAAAACCUCCACAUUCUCCUUACAUCCAUGAUCAAUCCUGGAGAAAAAGAUAUGCAGGAGCCCAUUGAUGUCGAAAAUGGCAAGAGGCACCCCCGGAACUAUGAUGUAAUGCAUGCGGGUUUACGACUUGUUUGCUUAUCCGCAUCCUUGGCUUCUAUUGUCGUAAUGACUACUGCGAAAGAGAGAUCAACUCUCUCGCUCUAUGGGUUUAACCUCCCGGUUUACUCCAAAUGGUCAUUCUCCGAUUCCUUCGACUAUUUGGUUGGCGUAUCGGCGGCUGUAGCACUUCACUCUCUACUUCAGCUGCUCAUGACAUCAAGAAUGCUGCUAAGGAAGUCUUCCAUUAUUUCUUCCAAGAAGCAUGCAUGGGUUCUUUUUGCUAGUGAUCAGGUUUUUGCGUUUGCGAUGAUGAGUGGUGGAUCGGCUGCCUCAGGCGUCACAAGUCUAAACCGAACAGGAAUCAAACACUCGUCUCUACCCAAUUUCUGUAAGCCGUUGCAUAGUUUUUGUGAUCGUGUUGCGCUUUCAAUUGCGUUUGCGUUCUUUGGUUGCUUCUUGCUUGCCAUGUCUUCGGCUCUUGAUGUGGUUUGGUUGUCCGAGUACUGAAGGUUUAGGCUUCCACUAUUUUCACACCUACGUGUGGAACAUGGAUCUCUUUCAUUUCAAUUAAUACAAUGUUGUACCAACGUUGUU
Helianthus annuus (common sunflower) is the source of this 696-nucleotide messenger RNA. Its product is annotated as CASP-like protein 3A1. The record is from RefSeq and is a predicted model, not a curated record. Bases 31 to 609 code for a protein of 192 amino acids. The transcript is spliced from 3 exons. Lineage: Eukaryota; Viridiplantae; Streptophyta; Magnoliopsida; Asterales; Asteraceae.